Messenger RNA from Striga asiatica, 363 nucleotides. The record is from the annotation of a GenBank genome assembly. NCBI's taxonomy places the organism in Eukaryota, Viridiplantae, Streptophyta, Magnoliopsida, Lamiales, Orobanchaceae.
AUGGCUCAAUCGCCCGGCGUCCGGCGAGUAUGUUGCAACUCCGAUUUAUUGGCGGCGGUUUUGCAGACCUCGUUUUCCGGCUAUUACACUGCGGGUGUCUUCGAGCGUCUCGCGGCCAUCUCGACGGAGAUCGGUGGAUCGGAGGCUGAUAUAGCCCGUAACGGCAGCUUUCAGUCGAGAUGCAGGGGCGACCGGAUGUGGUGCGUGGCGGCGGCGGCGGGUCUGUUGGAGCCUGGAGGCGACGACGGCAUGCUCGACGAAGCUGAUGGCAGCGACGGCGACGGCAGCGUGCUCGACGGGACUGGUGGCGGAGACCGGCCGUGCAGGCAGGUGGCGGCGGGGCAGCUGGCGACGAGUGUGUGA